This is a messenger RNA of Mucor mucedo, 881 nucleotides long. Its product is annotated as vacuolar protein sorting-associated. The transcript is spliced from 5 exons. NCBI's taxonomy places the organism in Eukaryota, Fungi, Mucoromycota, Mucoromycetes, Mucorales, Mucoraceae. The record is from RefSeq and is a predicted model, not a curated record. Gene Ontology annotation, molecular function: protein-containing complex binding. Gene Ontology annotation, biological process: protein transport to vacuole involved in ubiquitin-dependent protein catabolic process via the multivesicular body sorting pathway. The coding region runs from base 246 to 836 and encodes 196 amino acids. Gene Ontology annotation, cellular component: ESCRT I complex.
AUUACAACCCAGCUCGUCCUGUUCCUCUCUCUCUUUCUCAAUUGCUAUUUCUAUCCUUUUAAGUAUGGAAUCUCCAACCAAUUCACAAGUGCCUCAGUAUGCACCCAACUACUUUACCAAAACUCAGGGUAACUAUCCUGAUUCUUUACGCUUUGUAUGUCCCCUAACCUACCUUCAUAGGAUUAAAUCAGGAUGAAGAAGUAAAGCUAUUUACAAACAACAAGGAGAGAGACAAAUACGAUAACAUGGCUGAUUUAUAUUCGAUUAUUGUUUUAAUGGAACAUUUGGAAAAAGCCUUUAUUCGUGAUUCUAUCACAGCAGACGAAUACACACCUCAAUGUGCUAACCUCAUUGCAAAAUACAAAACCACCAUGAAUUUUUUGUCUGAUGCCAUCACCGAUUUGGAAACAUUUAUGGAUGACUACAAGCUCUCUUGUCCUGCAGCUGUAAAUCGAUUCAAAAUUGGUGUGCCUGCCACAUACGAACAUGCUAUUGGUGAUAAUAAGAAUGACGUUGGAAAAUCCGCAAAGUACAUUGCCGAGAGUGUCUUGCAUUUUAUUACAUUGAUGGAUACACUGCGAUUAAACAGAUACGCAGUGGACGAACUACACCCGAUCCUUGCAGAUUUGAUUCAGUCACUGAACAACGUACCUGGAUUAACAGCCGAUUUUGAAGGAAAGCAAAAAGUGCGUCAAUGGUUAAUCACCUUACAUUCGAUGAAAGCAAGUGAUGAAAUCACUGACGAACAAGCACGUCAAAUGCUUUUUGAAAUGGAUCAAUCUCAUUCUGAAUUUCAUCGUUUGCUAAGUGGAGAUCAUAAAGAUACCUCUUCUUAAAUAAAAAAUAAUUUUCAUCAAUAAAUUACCAUGUAAAUGUCAAAA